GAGUGGAUAUUCUUUUGGUGUGAACGUAAUUGUACACAGAAGAAACAUUGCUUUAGCGUAAAGCAAUGUCGACAUAUUUGUGCUUUGAUUGGGCAUUGAGUUUAUUGUAUACGUAGCCUACAUAAUGAGCUUUCCAAUGCAUUAUAGCCACGGAUUUAACAACGUCCUGCUUUUUGCUGGAACUGAUCAAUUUGUCACGUGACACCACCCGUGCAAAGUAGGAAGUGUAGCAACCGAGCGUGCAUACUGUUUACACUUGCAAGCCGACACAGCAGAUGUUUACCGAGUCCAGGCGGAAUACAUUACAGUUUUAGCAAGAAUUCGGUUAUCUUGGUAUUCCUUUUCGGCGAAAAUUGUAUAAAGAACGAAAUCAGCACUAUCGUUAUUCUUCAGAUCAUAAGCUAGUAGGCUAAGCUAGCAAAUAUUCUUGACAAUGACAUUGCAAAGCAACCCAUUGACCCAUCUGCAAUCGAUACUUGCAGAAUGCGUUUUGUCUGUGGCAUGACAGCAGCUGUGCAUUUUUCUUUAAUAUUUUAUGCUGAAAGACAGUGAAGAUGAUACAGUAGCCAUAUAUACAGUUAGCUAGCAAACAUAAAGCUACAGGAGUCAUGAUUGAAAGCUCUCCCUAACAAACUCCGUCUUCCCGAAUGAUAAGGGAAUAGAUGGACAUGCAGAUAGACCAAAGGUCCCAUGCGCCAUGGCUCCAUGUGAAGUUUAUUGGGACCACCACAUACCUGUGCCAAAGCUGCUACCUGUGCAUGCUAAGCUAGGAGUGGCCCUGCUAGCCCUCCUCUGCUUCAUAAACAGCUACGAUGGGGACUUUGUUUUUGAUGAUUCUGAAGCUAUUAUCAAUAACAAGGACUUGAAUCCAGACACUCCCCUGAACAACAUCUGGAUAAAUGACUUCUGGGGAAGUAACUUGAGCAGCAACUCAAGUCACAAAUCCUACAGGCCUCUCACAGUCCUCACGUUCAGGCUAAACUACCUCGUGGCUGGAGGGCUGCACCCCGUGGGCUUCCAUGUACUGAACAUUGUCCUCCAUGCUGUCAUAUCCGCCCUGAUGAUUGACGUGUUUGACAUACUUAUCGGUGGGCUGGCCUACGAUGGUGAGGGGAGGAGCCUCUACCAGGCUCCUAAGACCUCUCUAUUGGCUGCUCUGCUCUUCGGCGUCCACCCUGUCCACACUGAGAGUGUGGCAGGGAUAGUGGGUCGAGCAGACCUUCUGUGCGCCCUGUUCUUCCAGCUCUCCUUCCUCACCUACUGCAAAGCCUUUCACAGAGGGGGAGACAGGGGGGAGAAGGUGUCUGUCCGGUGGAUCGCCUUCAGCCUCUCGCUGUGUGCUGCAGCCAUGCUCUGUAAGGAGCAAGGCAUCACUGUCCUGGGGGUGAAUGCGGCCUUCGACGUGCUCCUCAUCUGCAAAGUCAAUGUGUUUGAGCUCAGCCAGAGGCUGCUACUGGGCAGGAAGCCUGCAAACGUGGGCGGGAUACUGCCGACAGGACUCCUGACUCGAUUGGCUCUCCUGGCCGUGGGAGGAGUCUUACUGAUUUACUCGCGCUGGAGGAUCAUGGGAACGGGGCCACCAGCGUUCACUGAAGUAGACAACCCAGCCUCCUUUGAGGAGAGUGUGUUUCUCAGAAUAGUGAACUAUAAUUACUACUACUCUCUCAAUGCCUGGCUGCUGCUCUGUCCCUGGUGGUUGUGUUUUGAUUGGUCCAUGGGCUGCGUGCCUCUCAUUAAGUCAACCGCCGAUUGGAGGAUGGUGUGGCCUCUGCUGCUCUGGUGCGUCCUGAUAGGCUUGAUAAGCCAAGCCUUAUGCUCACAGGACGGGCAGAAAAGGAGGACUUUGACCCUGGGCUUGGUGCUGAUGGGGGUGCCCUUCCUGCCUGCCUCCAAUGUCUUCUUCAGGGUGGGCUUUGUGAUCGCCGAGAGGGUCCUGUACCUGUCCUCCGCUGGCUACUGUCUGCUGCUGGCCUACGCCCUGGGGGCCUGCUGCCUUCACUGGAGGGCACUCAGGAAGCCGUUCCGAGGUUGUGUGCUGGCUCUGCUGUGUGUGCAUGUGUCUCGCUGUGCUCUGCGCAGCCACCAGUGGCGGUCUGAAGAAAGCCUCUUCACCAGCGCCCUGUCUGUCUGCCCGCUCAACGCCAAGGUCCAUUACAACGUAGGUAAAAACCUGGCUGACAGGGGAAACAGCUCGGGUGCUAUAAAGUACUACAGAGAAGCUGUCAGGCUUCACCCGACCUACGUCCACGCAAUGAACAACCUGGGCAACAUCCUGAAGGAGAGGGAGCAGCUGGACGAGGCCGAGCGACUGCUGGCCAAGGCCGUCUCCAUACAGCCGGACUUUGCUGCGGCCUGGAUGAACCUGGGGAUCGUUCAGAACAGCCUGGGGAAGUUCCAGGAGGCAGAGCAGAGCUACUGGAACGCCAUCCGUUUCCGGAGGAAGUACCCUGACUGCUACUACAACCUGGGACGCCUGUAUGCUGACCUAAACAGACACCUGGAUGCUCUCAACGCUUGGAGGAAUGCCACUGUGCUGAAACCUGACCACAGUCUGGCCUGGAACAACAUGAUCAUCCUUCUGGACAACACAGGCAACCUGGCCCAAGCUGAGAUGAUAGGCCGGGAGGCGCUGAAGCUCCUCCCUAACGACCACACCAUCAUGUUUUCAUUGGCCAACGUCCUUGGCAAAACCCAGAAGUAUCAGGAGUCUGAGGGAUUCUUUCUCCAAGCUCUCCGGAUCAACCCUAAUGCUGCUAGUUGCCAUGGAAAUCUAGCGGUGCUGUACCAUCGCUGGGGCAGACUGGACCAGGCUAAGAGGCACUAUGAGCUGUCUCUGAACCUGGACCCAAACGCUCCUGGCACCAGGGACAACUACAACAUGCUGCGACGCAAACUGGACCAGCAGCAACGCACCGCACCGUGACCACUGCAAACUGGACGAUACCGUGACCACUGCAAACUGGGCCGCACACUGACCACUGCAAACUGGACGAUACCGUGACCACUGCAAACUGGCCCAUAACAUUACCACUUCUAAAUGGGCCACAUUCUAAUCACUUCCAACUCAAUCGGCUACAACAAGUCAAACCACAAACACGGCCCAGCCGCAAUUAACCACUCCAUGACCGCUCCAAACAAGCUACAAGAAAGACUGACCACAGACUGCCCAAACAAACUGGUCCCUGAGGAACAGAACCACUGCAAAGCGGAGCAGGUUGACGACCGUGACCACUGAAGAACGGCCCUGGUCACCUGCCUGGUCCUGGGGCCCAGAGCAGAGCUGACUCCACCACUGCAUUCUGCAACACACACACUUUUAUAGUCAUCCUUUUGUUUCCAAUUUCAUUCCAACUUUGUACUACUUUCAUUAUUUAAAACAAAGAAGGAAAUAAAGACCAUGA
Messenger RNA from Hypomesus transpacificus, 3401 nucleotides. RefSeq names its product transmembrane O-mannosyltransferase targeting cadherins 4 (gene tmtc4). The coding region runs from base 698 to 2923 and encodes 741 amino acids. Gene Ontology annotation, molecular function: mannosyltransferase activity; protein binding. The record is from RefSeq and is a predicted model, not a curated record. Gene Ontology annotation, biological process: endoplasmic reticulum unfolded protein response; protein O-linked glycosylation via mannose. The transcript has 18 exons. Gene Ontology annotation, cellular component: endoplasmic reticulum. NCBI's taxonomy places the organism in Eukaryota, Metazoa, Chordata, Actinopteri, Osmeriformes, Osmeridae.